AAUCAGCCUUCUUAUCUUAUCGCGAUCACAAGAUAACCAACCACUUAAAAAUUGCAAAAAUCCCAAUUGAGCAAAGUUUACUUUACUGCGACGAAAAAGACAAAAUGGAUGAGUUUUUGUUGGACCUGGUGGAAAUUCUCGAGGAUAACGAGGAGGAACUAAAGAGAAUGCUCCUGGGGCUUUGCAACCUACUCCAGGAUAAUGGGUGUGGAAAAAACUUAUUUACCCCCGAACUGAUAAAGCUGUUAUCUUCACCGAUGUCUGAAAGGUUGGAAAAAAUACCACCAGUUAGUCGCCAGGUAGAUGGAAAGCUCCUGAUGACUCAACUUUUGUCCAUAGGAAACGAUAUUCUACAUGGACAGAAAGUGGAAAGAAUUCUGAAAUUACUUGACGGCAUACAAAGGCUCUUGGAAUCCGAGGAGCCCCAGAAGAGAAGGGUUGCUUGCCUGUUGAUGUGCAAAAUGGAGUUGGUUUGCCGACAUGGAGGAGCUAUUGGCCAAUCCAUACUAGAUGCCAUGCAAUGUUAUGAUGUUCAGCUGUCCUAUUUCGUGAGAAUCGUUGAAAGCCUACAUAUGAAAGAAGUGGACUUGGCUGUGAAUACCAUUAGAGAAUAUCUACCCGUGUUAGGGCUUCUUCACUCGGAUAUUGGGGAGCGUUGGUCGGAUUGGUUGCGCAUUUUGUGCCUUAGACUACUUCAAGACGAUCGUAUGCCGGUGCUUCUCCAGACACUCAAAUACUUUUUGGAGCAAUCAGGCUACAAUCAAUUGUGUCGCUUUAACCUGCUGCAUAAGGUCCUUUUGGCCACCAACAGAAACGAAUUGUACGAUUACGAAGAAUCAGAUUACUUUAUGACUAUUUAUAAUGAGCCGUUUUUAAAAGCGGCCAAUAUGGAAGUUUUUAUAAACGUUUUUAUGGAAAUUCCCUGGAAGGGAGUCCCUUUGCACCUAUGGCUGUACAGAAUGAGGCAUGCGAGAAUUCCAAUAGUGUCCAAAGAACAGCUCCAAAUGUUAUGCUCUCGUAUUCGAGCCAUCAAUAACAGCGAGCUUCGACAGAGUUCCAUUUUUAAUACAUUGACAGUUUUCGAGGCCACAAUUGAAAAACUUACUUUGGCAGAUUAUAUGAACAUAAUAGAAUUUGUGUACAAUAAAAACACCGACAAAAAAAUAAGAUGUGAGAGAUUUUUACCACGGAUGUUUUAUAUACUUCAAACUAAAAUGGAAGCAUGCACAAACUUUGCAGAUUAUAUUCACCUUUUUGACAAGAAUUUUUACGAAUUAUUAUUAAAUGUAGAUGAACAUCCAGAAUUUGCUUCUAGAGUUUUUGGAUAUAAUACCUUUUAUAAAACCAGACUCUUUCCCAUUUUUAUAAGGAAAGUGCAGACAAUCCCUAAGGAAAACCAUGGUUGGUGGCGUUUAUCUCUAUUCCAAAAAGAAGUUGACAAUGAUAUCAUGGAUUUUUACCGAACCGUUUACAAUGUGGACACGUCGUUGGUACUCACUAGUAAGAGUCUCCAGAAGAUUCAACAGCACUUAAUUGAUAAAUUGGGCUGCCAAACAUUCGAAGAAAAGUCAUUCUUAAAAUCGCGUUGUGUUGAUCUCUUCGUCAAAAUAAACAUCAAAUAUUGGCAUGACCUUAAGGACUCUAAAUUAAAUCCCAUGGAAAUUUUAAGCCAGGGUAACAACGACACCUUUCAACACUUAAUAAGUAUUAUAGGAACGGCCCAUAAAUUUGAGGACGAAAAUGUUCUGCCCGCACUAGUAUCUCGUGUGAGAUAUAUUCAUGAAUCUGCCGGUAUAUUAUUAUACGCCUUACAUAAUCUUGAUGUCAAGGAGCGUGAGAACUGUAUACUUAGUUUGUGUCAAACUAAUGACUUCGAAAUUGAAAUGUACCAACCAAUAAAACUUUCGUAUAAUUUUACGCUAGGUAUGAUACUAAGAGGGGAUAUACUAACAGGAGAUGAACGAAUUGAAGCCGCUUAUGUAUUCGAACCUAAAGACGAUAAACAAUGUUUCCGACAAUUAUUUUUAGCAAACGCCUAUGACGAUAACGAACUUGAUGUAAAUAAAAUGUGUGAUGAACUGCUGAGCAUGAACAGCGAACUAUCGAAAAAUAAUAGGAAUUACUUGGAAAACUCAAAUGUACAUAGACGAAAGAUACGUAUUGCGACUGCUUUGAUCACGUUACAUAAACGGUGGAAAUGGUCAGAUAAGUUGUGGAAGGCGUUAUUGUGCCCAAACGAUUUGUUGGGAAUCAACAUGAUGUUCGAGUUCCUGGUGGCCUUAAUGUUGCCAAGCAUUAAACCCUUGGAAAAUCAACUAAAGCUAUUAGCAACUCUAAAGGCAACCCAGCAGGAAUCUCUCCUGUCUGUAACCUACAUAUACAUCCAUAAUAAUUUCGAGCAAUUCAAAGAUAAAAAAUUGGUUAGCAUUUGCACUUUGCUUCAGCCGUUAACCACUAGCGCAUCUUAUCAAACGGCUGUCUUAGCCCGAACCAUACUAUAUGAACUGGCAACCAUGUGCACAAAAAAGCAGGAUCGUCUUGAAGCAGCGGCUGCCAUAAAGGGCUUAAUACAAGAAAAUGAUCCUCGUUUAAUACAUCGGAAUCUCGUCUUCUACUAACAAAAAUAAGUUUGGAUUAUGACAAGUUAUUUUGUUGUAUUGAUGAUCUUCUUUAUUUGACUAAUGCGCCAUUUGGUGAACACACGAAAAAAAACAUGAAUUUUCCACUCAGAACUAGAGGGGAAUAUAGAGCCAGAUAUAUGAGAAAAAAAAUCCAAAAUUAAAAAAAAACGUUUAAAUAUUUAAGAAAACUACUUUGGACUAUGGAUAUUUAGAAGUCAAAAUAAAAGUUUAUUUGAGAA
Drosophila eugracilis is the source of this 2860-nucleotide messenger RNA. RefSeq lists its product as uncharacterized. The record is from RefSeq and is a predicted model, not a curated record. The coding region runs from base 105 to 2618 and encodes 837 amino acids. NCBI's taxonomy places the organism in Eukaryota, Metazoa, Arthropoda, Insecta, Diptera, Drosophilidae. The transcript has 5 exons.